UUCCGCGUUCCUGGGCAGACUCGUCCGGUGAGAUGGCGGAGGAAGCGGCGCUGGUGUGGGUUCGAGGCCCCCCCGGCUUCGGCGUCAAGGCGCUGCCUUGUCCCCCGAUUCCAUCAUGUUCUGUCCAUAAUUUUAUCCAGCGGCUUUGCCGAGAUCAGGAAAUUCCAGUGGAAUGUUUCUUUGUGAAAUGCAAUGGUGUCCUUGUUAGUGCCGACACGAGAGUACAGCAUGGAGCCGUGUAUAGUUUGGAGCCCAGGCUUUGCGGCGGGAAAGGAGGUUUUGGAUCUAUGCUCCGAGCACUUGGUGCUCAGAUUGAGAAAACAACAAAUCGAGAGGCUUGCCGGGAUCUCAGUGGAAGGAGACUGCGAGAUGUCAAUCAUGAGAAAGCCAUGGCCGAGUGGGUCAAGCAGCAGGCUGAGCGGGAGGCUGAGAAAGAGCAGAAGCGCCUGGAGCGCCUGCAGCGGAAGCUUGUAGAACCCCGACACUGCUUUACCAGUCCUGACUACCAGCAGCAGUGCCAUGAGAUGGCUGAGCGCCUGGAGGAUUCGGUCCUCAAAGGUAUGCAGGCUUCAUCCAGCAAGAUGGUGUCAGCAGAGCUCAGUGAAAACCGGAAGCGUCCUAACAAAUCCCAGACAAACAGAGACAACAGUUCUGGGAAGAAGAAAUGCUUCUGGUUGGGUAUGGAGGGACUGGAGACUGCAGAGGGGUCCAGUUCUGAGAGCUCCGAUGAGGACAGUGAAGAAACAGCCAGCACUUCAGGCAUGCAAUUUCAGCUCCCACCGGAUGGCGGAGCUGCUGUGGAACAGGCAGCUGAAUUGCCCUGUGGUUCUCAGAGGACACCAGUAUUGACAGCAGACGCUUGCUCACCAGAAAAGCUGCAAAGCCUGAUUACUGCCUCGGGAAAUGGUCUUUCAGAGGACUUAGAUGUUGAACCAGGAGAAGUGUCUGCUGAGAAGUGCACGGAGAAGAUGAUUGGAGAAACAGCAAAGGACCUGGCAGAAAAGAAGGACGGGAAUCAGAAACCCUUGGCCAAGGAAACUGUGGCAGCCCCAAAUCCAGAGAAAGAGACAAGAGAAGUGACUGAUGAGGAGCGAGCCACCUGGGGAACUCACAGAGAAGUUGGGGAGAAUGUUUCUGCUGCCAGGCCAAAGGAGAGCCAGUCAGGAAACACAGAUGUUGGUGAAACCAUUGAUUUACUGUCAUUCAGCUCCGCAGCAGAAAUGGAAUUGCUAGGUUUGGAGAAACUCAAGUGUGCGCUGCUGGCCCGAGGGCUAAAAUGUGGGGGCACUCUGCAGGAACGAGCGGCCAGACUCUUCUCUGUCAGAGGACUGUCCAGGGACCAGAUAGACCCUGCUUUGUUUGCGAAGCCUGUGAAAGGGAAGAGGAAGUGAAACCUACCAGAGCAGAUUUCCUGUUUCAGAGCCUGCACAUGAAACCUGCAUUAAGUUGCAUUUCUGGCUAUGGUGACAUGAAAGCUGACUUUUUAAUAAACCAAUUCAAACUUCUUUUUUAUGAUUACAUUUAUAGAGUUUGUAGGUGAAACCAUUUUCAUUGUGGGGUGGCUUGGCUUUUAUACGUGCCAUUUAAUAAAU
This is a messenger RNA of Suncus etruscus (white-toothed pygmy shrew), 1592 nucleotides long. It is a transcript of the gene SDE2, whose product is annotated as SDE2 telomere maintenance homolog. Gene Ontology annotation, cellular component: nucleus. The coding region runs from base 33 to 1391 and encodes 452 amino acids. The record is from RefSeq and is a predicted model, not a curated record. Lineage: Eukaryota; Metazoa; Chordata; Mammalia; Eulipotyphla; Soricidae. The transcript is spliced from 7 exons.